AUGACCAGCAACAGCAGCCAGAACCUCAGCAGCUGCAGCACCGGCGGGAGCGACGCGGCGGUCGGCGGCAGCUGGCUGGGCUUCUCGCUGUCGCCUCACAUGGCGGCCACCAUGGACGGCGCGGACGGCUCCAAUGCCGUGCAGGUGCAGCAGCACCACGGGUGCCUCUUCUACCCUCCCGUCGUCAGCUCCUCCCCCGCGGGCUUCUGCUACGCGCUCGGCGGCGGCCAAGAUGGUGUCGCCACGGCGGGCGCCAAUGGUGGCGGGGGAUUCUACCCCGGGAUCUCCUCCAUGCCGCUCAAGUCCGACGGGUCCCUCUGCAUCAUGGAGGCCCUCCAUAGAAGCGAGCAAGAGCAUCACGGUGUGGUGGUGUCGUCGGCAUCACCGAAGCUGGAGGAUUUCUUGGGCGCGGGCCCCGCGAUGGCGCUGAGCUUGGACAACUCCAGCUUCUACUACGCUGGCGGCCACGGCCACGGCCAGGAUCAAGGCGCCUACCUCCAGCCGCUGCACUGCGCGGUGAUCCCCGGGUCGGGCGCGCACGGGCACGACGUGUACGGCGGCCACGCGCAGCUGGUGGACGAGCAGUCCGCUGCGGCGAUGGCGGCGAGCUGGUUCUCCGCACGCGGCGGGGGCGGCUACGACGUCAACGGCGCCGGCGCCAUCCUGCCGGCGCAGGGCCACCCGCACCCGCUCGCCCUGUCCAUGAGCUCCGGCACCGGCUCCCAGUCCAGCUGCGUCACCAUGCAGGUCGGCGCCCACCCGCACGCCCACGCCGACGCCGUCGCCGAGUACAUCGCCAUGGACGGGAGCAAGAAGCGCGGCGGCUCCGGGGCGCUGCAGAAGCAGCCCACCGUCCACCGCAAGUCCAUCGACACCUUCGGCCAGCGCACGUCCCAGUACCGCGGCGUCACCAGCAGGCAUAGGUGGACGGGGAGGUAUGAGGCGCAUCUCUGGGACAACAGCUGCAAGAAGGAAGGCCAGACCCGGAAAGGCCGGCAAGUUUAUCUGGGCGGGUAUGACAUGGAGGAGAAGGCCGCGAGGGCGUAUGACCUGGCGGCGCUCAAGUACUGGGGGACGUCCACGCACAUUAACUUCCCGAUCGAGGACUACGGGGAGGAGCUCGAGGAGAUGAAGAACAUGACCCGGCAGGAGUACGUGGCUCACCUCAGAAGGAAAAGCAGCGGGUUCUCGCGCGGCGCUUCGAUUUACCGGGGAGUGACCAGGCAUCACCAGCACGGGCGGUGGCAGGCGCGCAUCGGCCGCGUCUCCGGCAACAAGGACCUCUACCUGGGAACAUUCAGCACGCAGGAGGAGGCGGCGGAGGCGUACGACGUGGCGGCCAUCAAGUUCCGGGGCCUGAACGCGGUGACCAACUUCGACAUCACGCGCUACGACGUGGACAAGAUCAUGGAGAGCAACACGCUGCUCCCAGGCGAGCAGGUCCGGCGCAGGAAGGACGGCGAAGGCGGGGGCGCGGCCGCGGAGGGCGACGCCGUCGCCAGCGCCGCGGCGGCGCUCGUGCAGGCCGGCAACUGCGCCGCCGCCGACACCUGGAGGAUCCAGGCGGCGCCGGCCGUCACGCGGGCCGACGGGCUGCACGGGCAGGUGCAGCAGCAGCAGCAGCACCAGGGCCUCCUGUCGAGCGAGGCGUUCUCGCUGCUGCACGACAUCGUGUCCGUGGACGCGGCUGGCCAGGGCGGCGGCAGCGCCAGCGCGCACAUGUCGAACGCGUCGUCGCUGGCCCCGAGCGUGAGCAACUCCCGGGAGCAGAGCCCGGACCGGGGUGGCGGCGGGCUCGCCAUGCUCUUCACCAAGCCCGCGGAGGCGGCUUCCAAGCUGGCCUGCCCGCUGCCGCUGGGCUCCUGGGUCUCCCCCUCGCCGGUGUCCGCGCGGCCCGCCGUGUCCAUCGCGCACCUGCCCAUGUUCGCCGCGUGGACCGACGCGUGA
Molecule: messenger RNA, 1947 nt
Organism: Panicum hallii
Lineage: Eukaryota; Viridiplantae; Streptophyta; Magnoliopsida; Poales; Poaceae
Product: AP2-like ethylene-responsive transcription factor CRL5
Exons: 9
Coding region: 1-1947 (648 amino acids)
Biological process (GO): regulation of DNA-templated transcription
Molecular function (GO): DNA-binding transcription factor activity; DNA binding
Source: RefSeq, a predicted model, not a curated record